This is a messenger RNA of Epinephelus lanceolatus (giant grouper), 2680 nucleotides long. It is a transcript of the gene gabarapl2, whose product is annotated as GABA(A) receptor-associated protein like 2. The record is from RefSeq and is a predicted model, not a curated record. Lineage: Eukaryota; Metazoa; Chordata; Actinopteri; Perciformes; Serranidae.
CAGUGACGUAACCUCACAGCUAACGUUAGACGGACGGUGUGAAGCUCCGGACACAGAGACAUUGUUGACGUUUUUGUUUUGAUAGCUUUUGUCUGGAUUUUUGGACAUUACGCCGACAUUUUGAAGCCCGCCUUUCGACUCUACCAUCACGCCUCAGUGCGGGGAUCCAGCAAAGAUGAAAUGGAUGUUUAAAGAGGACCAUUCCCUCGAGCACCGAUGUGUGGAGUCAGCCAAAAUACGCAACAAAUAUCCUGACAGAGUACCGGUGAUAGUGGAGAAGGUUUCUGGCUCUCAGAUAGUGGACAUUGAUAAGAGGAAGUACCUGGUGCCGUCUGACAUCACAGUGGCCCAGUUCAUGUGGAUCAUCAGGAAACGCAUCCAGCUGCCUUCAGAGAAAGCCAUCUUCCUCUUUGUCGACAAAACUGUCCCUCAGUCCAGUCUGACUAUGGGGCAGCUGUACGACAAAGAGAAGGACGAGGACGGUUUUCUGUACGUGGCCUACAGCGGAGAAAACACCUUUGGUUACAAGGCCUUUUAUACAACACGGGGUUAACGCUUCAGCAACUACCAGUCUCUCUCUAACACAUACACACACACACACACACAUACAGUGACACAGUAGAGCCGACAUAAACGGGUGCACAGUGUUUCAGAUAUUGGCCUUUUCAUGUGUUAAUGCACCUAAACACUUGGCACAGUUAUUUAUGGUCGAUUUUUGAUACUAGAAAGAACACAUUUAUGGUGAAAAUUAACUACACCACCCAGUAAACUUGCUCUGAUUUUUUCUGACAGGCUCGGAUGAUCAUUAUUGUCAAGAGAUACUUGACUUUAAUGGUGUGUCUUUUGUUGUGGUUACUGUUUAAAGGUCAGCUGUGGAAAGAAUAUCUUUAACACUGCCGAAAAAUAAGAAUAACAAUGCACAUUACAGGCAUGUCAGAUAUCAUUAAUUUCCCAAGUAUCGACAUUAGUAUUAAAUUAAAAAAAUAUAAUAAUGUAGGCUCUGACAGACACACAAACACACACACACACAUGCCAAUCAUCACUCAUCAUUUAAUCACGCUACCCUUUCUUUCUUUGUUGUCACAGAUAUUUGUGUUCAGCUGAGGUGAGAAAGAAACCCUAUAACCAUGUGACUAGAAUCAUUAACCAUGUUAUGGAUGUAUUUGUAUGGCUCAUCAUAUCAUGUAUAAAACGUCAAUAUUUAAUGCCACAGGUACACUCAGCACUAUGAUAGGCUAUGAGAAUAACUAUAAGCAUGUGACAGAAAGCAGCUCAUGAUGGUGGAUAACUGUCAGCUGCCAGUAAGGAGUGUGUCCAGCUCAGGGACAGGGACCAGCACCAGUCCCCAGGAUGUUGCUGAGUGCUUCCCAGUCUGGCUGUUACGUAUUUACACAUUAUGUUGGCUGAAUAGAUGUCAGCACCACCCAGGUUUCAGACUCAUGAUACCAACAGCAAGCCAUGAACCUCAGUGACCUGUUUCAGAAACCCAACACUUUACUUGAAGUUUAUUGUGUUGAACUGUGAUGUUUUUAUGUUGUGAUCACAGCUCAACUAUCUGGAAAUGAUAAACACUUGACAGGGAAACUCACUCAGAUGCUGAAACAGGGUGAGUGAAUAGGUUAAGUUCAAUUAUUCUAAGAAUAUGUUCAUGAAUUGUCACAUAUACUCCAUAGAUAAUAUAUUAAACAUUUGCCAACAAAGCAAAAUAGUGGAAUUCAGGGUUGGGCUGGUGCAAAAAUCUUCAAACCUGUUUGGACCAGACCGGUAUCCCGAAUUUUACCAGCUGUCCCACUUGAUUUAGCAGCCGCUCCAAAGCUCCUGAGUCCUACAUUUGUAACAUUUUAUGUUGUGAUAUUGACUGGAAGUACCAUUCUACAUAGCCAACUGCAAGUAGGUUGUUAUUAGCGAUGGUUAUUUAGCCUAACGGAAACUUUCAGCUCCCUGACAAUCUCCAUCCAGCCAGCUGCCACCUUAUUUAGGUUUUUGUAGUGAAAUGAGCAGGUAUCAUGCGGCUAAUUCUUUAUUUCAACUACAUGAAUCAGCAGUUCCUCGUCGACUGCAGCACUUUCAAACUAAGUAACAGGUAUAAAUAAAAACACAGUGUCUGGUGCCAGUUUUCACACCUCUUCCAUUGGCCUCAAAUCCAAAAUGUUGUCUUAUUGGUGCGGUUUUCUUGAGAGACUAGGUUUGGUUUGCUAUGUUUCCUCUCGUCACCCCAAAAAAUAUAUUAAGAUUUAAGUAAACAAACACAGCACUGGCUGCUCAUCCCCUUUACUGAAAUUUGAUCUCUUUCAUGUUGCCAACACUGACCUGGACAAGAGGCCAGACACUACUCAGUUUAAGAGCAUAAUAUUAUAUUAAUCACAUUGUCAUAUUGCUUAUUACUAUUGCUAUAUAUGCUGCGUUUACUGCUGUGACGCUGUUUGCACAGGUUACUGUUACUGAUGGAGGCUAUAUGUUAUUUGCCAGAACAUGUAUUGACAAAUGUCGAUUCAGCCACUUUGCAAAAAAUCAAACUGGUUUAAGGUUGACGCUGGACCAGACUGGAAAAAAAAGGACAUUGACCCAACUCUAGUGGACUUAUUAAAUCUCAACUAACUGGCUGUUAUAAUGUUACAAAUACUUUUUAAUCUGUCUGUAAGUGGACUACCCAAAUAAAGUGUCACCACGCCUUCUGUAA